UGAUCGCAUAUCMUUUACAGCAYCGUAUUUAUAAAUAUAUUAAUAUUAUAGACGAUAUUGUCGAAGCCAUACGAUGAGGGUGGAACUGGAAUCUGCCGUCAAGUUUAUAAUUUCGAUGCUGCGCGCGGGACACCGGUCGAAGCUAGUGCGCAGCAAGGGCGACAAGUUCUUUCUGGAACCCGAGAUCGAGAUGUUACAACUGUCGCUAUUAACCGUCAUGAACCGUCAGUACAAAGACUUCUGGUUCCCCGAGUCGCCAAACCGCGGUUCCGCGUACCGUUGCAUCCGGAUCAACAAGGACAAAAUGGAUCCGAUCAUCGCUCGUGCCGCGGAUGCGUGCGGCCUGUCGUGCCACUUGAUUCGUGCGUACUUGCCCGACGAGCUCACGUUGUGGGUGGACCCGUCCGAGGUGUCAUAUCGCAUCGGUGAGGAGGACGGCAGCAUUUGUGUACUGUAUGAGGGCCCUCUGCAAACACCGCACGAUAUGGCCACCGCACAGCCAGGCCGGCCUUCGUCGUCAUCGUCGUCUUCGUCUUCGGUGUCUACGUCCCCCGGAUCGUUGUCCUCGUCCUCGCCGCCAUUCAACAGCAGCCGCAACAGCCAUCUCCAUCUCCAGCAUCAGCAGCAACAGCAGCACCUCCAGCAGCAACAACAGCAACACCAGCAACAGCAGCAACAACAACGACAACAACAACAGCAGCAGCAACAGCAACAGCAACAACAACAACAGCAACAACAACAGCAACAGCAACAGCAGCAGCAACAGCAACAGCAACAGCAGCAAAUACAUCAGGCCGACGGAAUGGGUUCGUAUUCAAGCUACACGUCCCCGGUCAAACCGUCGAACGUGAUAACGUUCGUGCCGCCCACAUACGGAUCUCCAGUACAGUUCGUACAUUCACCUUACCAAUCGUAUCCCGCUUUUAUUUCAAGUUAAUUUUAGAGAAAACGUAUUCACACCGAUUCAAAAGGAAAAUGCUUAUUUGAUGUGUAUUUUAGUGUUUAAGAAUGAAAUGAAAAAAAAACCUUAAAAAAAAAAAAAAAAAA
Messenger RNA from Diuraphis noxia (Russian wheat aphid), 1047 nucleotides. RefSeq lists its product as uncharacterized. The record is from RefSeq and is a predicted model, not a curated record. Gene Ontology annotation, cellular component: nucleus; cytoplasm. Lineage: Eukaryota; Metazoa; Arthropoda; Insecta; Hemiptera; Aphididae.